Anisakis simplex (herring worm) is the source of this 903-nucleotide messenger RNA. The record is from the annotation of a GenBank genome assembly. NCBI's taxonomy places the organism in Eukaryota, Metazoa, Nematoda, Chromadorea, Rhabditida, Anisakidae.
AUGUCAAGAAAUCACGAGGUUUUGGGUAAAGACAUUUCGGUGGGCAUCCACGAUAUUCGUACUUGUAUGCGAGAGUGCAUCGAAUCAUUGAUUUUAUUCUGCAGGUCUUUUGAAUUCGAUACAACAACCAAUGAAUGCUUCAUUUCUGAGGAGGAUUCUGCUCUGGCCACUCCGUCAGCAAAUCGAGAUCUGUAUGAACCAGUGUGCUUGGAUCGGUCAUUGGAGUUGAAGUGUAGUUCGCCGUAUCUCUUCGAGAAGUUUCUUUUUAAACGUUUCAUCACAACGCAGUUAAUAUUCGAAGAUCCUUAUUCCACUCUUGAAGAAUGCAUCGAGACGUGUCUUUAUAAGCCCAACUGUUACUCGCUCAAUUUCGAUACCAACAACACGUGCAGGUUAUUUUUCACAAUCAAUGACGGUGGAUCAGGUGAACUAGUUGACGAUGAAACGAGUCAUUAUUACGUGUUGAGCUGUAAGUUGAAUGGUUCAUCUGGAGUUAGUAAUGCGGAUAAUGUAGAAAAGACGCCAGCGAUUGACGGUGCAUUUAUCAAGGAGCAACUUCUCGUCCCAGAGAGGGCAAGGCCGCAAAAUUGUACCUGGCAGGAAUAUGAAAACGAACGAACCUUACACCGUAAGUUCCGCAAAGGUCAUAAUACUGGCUUCAAAACAGUGGAAUCUUGUCAGGUUGCAUGCGAGAAUGCUCUCUUCAAUUGUGUCACUUUUGCAUAUUCUAAGCCAUUAACCGCUUGUAUUCUAUCGGAAACGGAACUGAANAAAACAUCAGACAAUUAUCCUGCUGUAGUUCAAUACAAUCCACUCUUCGCUCUCUUCAAGCGAAAUUGUCGUCCAUCAGCAACCGCAAAAGCCGUCAGAUCAUACACGAAAAUGAUCAAAGAAUACAGUUAG